CUGAUUGUCGAAACUGAAAAUUUAUUUCUUUCAGCGAUGACAUCUGAAGAUGAACAGGCCUUUUUGCCAAAGCCCGAACCACAAGAUGUAUGCUCUGAAAUAAUACUGGGUACAUAUACUGAAGACAGAAGUUAUCAAUGGAACGCAUAUUGGAAAACCAUUAAGCAAGAGCCAUAUCAUAAUAAUCAUUGGAGAAGUGAGCUUGCAGAGGAUCAUUAUGAAAGUGAAAAACUCUUUGACCAAAUGUCCAAUCACAGUAUACAUCAAGUUAUUCCUAUUGUGGAGAUGAUACUCAAAGAAAGUAAAUGUGAGGAAUCUCUUCAGGAAUCUUCAACUUACACCAAACAAGAGGGUAUUCAUGCUGGGGAGGAGGCUUACAAAGGAAAUGCCUGUGGUAGAAUCUCCAGUCAAAUAUUCAAUCCAAGUAAACUGGAAGAAAUCCAUAGUGGACAAGACCCUUAUGAAUGUAAAGGUUCUAGUACAACAUCUAAUUGGCCUUCAGGUUUUACUCUAAAUCAGAAAUUUCAUACCGGAGAGAAGACUUACAAAUGUAAAGUAUGUGGCAAAGCCUUUAAUCACUCCUCACACCGUAAUCGUCACCAGCGUAUUCAUACUGGAGAGAAGCCUUAUAAAUGUGCAGAAUGUGGCAAAUCCUUUGGGUCAUCCCCACAGCUUACUCUGCAUCAGAGAGUUCACACUGGAGAGAAGCCUUAUAAAUGUAGGGAAUGUGGCAAAGCCUUUGGAUGCUCCUCAGGCCUUAUUAAGCAUCAGAGAGUUCAUACUGGAGAGAAGCCUCAUAAAUGUAGAGAAUGUGGGAGAGCGUUCAGUGAGACCUCAGGCCUUAAGCGACAUGAGAGAGUUCAUACUGGACAUAAGCCUUAUAAAUGUAGAGAAUGUGACAAAGCAUUUAGCUACUCUUCAUCCCUUACUUCUCAUCAGAGAGUUCAUACUGAAGAGUGGCCUUAUAAAUGUAGAGAAUGUGGCAAAGUUUUAAGCAAGGCCUCAACCCUUAUUGAACAUCAGAGAGUCCAUACUGGAGAGAAGCCUUAUAAAUGUAAUGAAUGUGGCAAAGCCUUUAGUCAGUCCUCAACCUUUAAUAAACAUCAGAGAGUUCAUACAGGAGAGAAACCUUAUAAAUGUAAUGAAUGUGGCAAAGCCUUUUGGCAUUACUCGGGCUGUAUAAACCAUCAGAGAAUUCAUACUGGAGAGAAGCCUUUUAAAUGUAAUGAAUGCGGCAAAGACUUCAGGGAGUCGAGAAAACUUACUCGCCAUAAGAAAAUUCAUACUCGUGCCCUAGGUGAUUUGGCUCAGUGGAUAGAAUAUCGGACUGCAGACUGAAGGGUCCUAGGCUCAAUCCCAGCCAAGGGCACAUA
Molecule: messenger RNA, 1373 nt
Organism: Myotis davidii
Lineage: Eukaryota; Metazoa; Chordata; Mammalia; Chiroptera; Vespertilionidae
Product: zinc finger protein OZF
Exons: 2
Coding region: 37-1338 (433 amino acids)
Biological process (GO): regulation of transcription by RNA polymerase II
Molecular function (GO): DNA-binding transcription factor activity, RNA polymerase II-specific; RNA polymerase II cis-regulatory region sequence-specific DNA binding
Source: RefSeq, a predicted model, not a curated record